This is a messenger RNA of Lampris incognitus (smalleye Pacific opah), 891 nucleotides long. RefSeq names its product small integral membrane protein 11-like. Bases 33 to 236 code for a protein of 67 amino acids. The record is from RefSeq and is a predicted model, not a curated record. The transcript has 3 exons. NCBI's taxonomy places the organism in Eukaryota, Metazoa, Chordata, Actinopteri, Lampriformes, Lampridae.
CGAGGAGCUGAAGACGUCCCCACACUGCAGCGAUGGUCAACUGGAAGGCUUUGGACAACGUCCCGGUGCUCUUGUAUAUCCUGGCCCUGAAGACGCUGCUGCUGUGUCUCGCUUUUGCCGGGGUGAAGAUCUACCAGACCAAAAAACAGGAGGAAGCACUGAAGAGACAACAGGCCGAAAAGAGAAGACUGGCCCAGCAGGCGCAGGAGCUCAUAGACGGCAAGAAGGAGGACUGAGAAGGAGCUCACGCCUCUGGAGGAGCAGAGGAGGCAGGAGGGUGCCAUGGUUUCUGAGCUGAACAUAAAGCCAAAACCCCAUAAAGAUGAACCGGAGUGCUUCGCUGGCCAUCUUGGGAGGAAGUUGGAAGCUCCACUUUGAUGACUGCUACCUAUCGGGGCGGCUAGUUGACACAGUUUUGGAUGUAUAGUUGUAGGCAAAAUGUGUUUUUAUAAAAUGUUUUAAGUGCUUCUACCUAUAAGCACCCAAAUCAAUCUGGCAAGCGAGCUGAGGUGACUGCUGGGGGGGGGGGGUGAUCCUUUUUGCUAUAGAGACGAACAGUUGUUAUUUCCAGUGCCAAAUAAUCAGCAGUCUCUCAGUCAGGCUUGCCUAAAUUAUUCCUCAUCCACCAUGCAAAACAGGUCAAUGGCUGGGCUGGGCAUUAUUUGCAAAACAUCUCAUGCCCUGCUUUUGUUUCACAUCAUAGACAUUUAGCCGAUGCUCAUCCAGUGCGAUGCACACAAAGUCUUUGUUUCCAAAAUCAGGAAAUCAAGGCUCACGUCCACUCAGUGAUGUAAAUCGCUUUUCUGAUGUUUCACAUUUAAUUUUUUCAUACAUUUUAACUUAAGAUGCUGAAGAUGACUUCGUAUGUUUGUAAAUAUAGGAAAAGAAUAA